UUUUGUAUGUAAUGGCAGCAUACACAUUGGCCACGCUUGCCUUAUAAAAAUAGUUAUUGUUGUUUUUUCCCCCUCCUUGGUUUGAAUAAACUGUAGUCAUGCCGGGCAGACAAAGCAACAAAUUACCCAACAACUUACCGCAGCUCCAGAAUCUCAUAAAGAGAGACCCGCAGUCAUAUGUCGAUGAGUUUCUCCAGCAGUACCGCCAUUAUGAGUCCAAUGUGGAGAUCUUCAAGCUGCAGCCUGACAAAGCCAACAAGGACUUGGCGGAGCUGGUCAUGUUCCUGUCUCAGGUGGCUCACUGCUACACGCAGCAGCUGUCCACGUUUCCUCGGGACGUGUCUGAGUUACUAAGGAGCUACCACACCAUCAUAGAGCCAGAGCUGCGAAUGACUUUCUGCAAGGCGCUGAUUCUUCUGCGGAAUAAGGAUCUGAUCGACCCCACAGUCCUCCUGGAGCUCUUCUUUGAGCUGCUGCGGUGUCAUGAUAAACUUCUCAGGAAGACUCUUUACACACACAUCGUGACAGAUAUCAAAAACAUCAACGCAAGGCACAAAAACAACAAGAUCAACACAAUCCUACAGAACUUUAUGUACACAAUGCUGAGAGACAGUAACCCCAUAGCAGCAAAGAUCUCCUUAGAUGUCAUGGCUGAGCUUUACAAGAGGAACAUAUGGAAUGACGCCAAAACGGUUAAUGUCAUUACAACAGCAUGCUUCUCCAAGGUGACAAAGAUUCUUGUUGGAGGCCUAAAGUUCUUUUUGGGAAAAGACGAAGACGAAAAAAACGAGAGUGAUUCGGAAUCUGAGAACGAAGGAACGUCUGCAAGAGACCUGAUGGUGAAAUACUCGACAGGCAAAAAAACCACCAAAAACAAGAAGAAGAUGGAAAAAGCGAUGAAAGUCCUCAAGAAACAUAAAAAAAAGAAGAAGCCUGAAGUCUUCAAUUUUUCGGCGAUCCACCUCAUUCACGAUCCUCAAGAUUUCUCAGAGAAGCUCUUGAAGCAGCUGGAAAGCUCCAAGGAGCGCUUUGAGGUGAAGAUUAUGAUGAUGGAGCUCAUCUCUCGUCUGGUUGGAAUCCAUGAGCUCUUCCUCUUCAAUUUCUACCCCUUCAUCCAGAGGUUUCUGCAGCCGCAUCAGAGAGAGGUUACAAAGAUUCUGCUGUGUGCCGCCCAAGCUUCACACCAGCUGGUUCCACCUGAGGUCAUUGAACCUGUGAUCAUGACUAUUGCCAACAACUUUGUGACUGACAGGAACUCUGGGGAGGUCAUGACUGUCGGCAUCAACGCCAUCAGAGAGGUGGCAGGUCGCUGCCCGCUCGCCAUCAAUGAGGACCUACUGCAGGACUUGGCUCAGUACAAAACCCACAAGGACAAGAAUGUAAUGAUGUCUGCCAGAGGAUUGAUUCAACUGUUCAGAAAUCUCAAUCCACAGUUGCUGCACAAAAAGGACAGGGGGAGGCCCACAGAGGCCUCCACAGAGGCCAAAAUAAAAGACUAUGGAGAGCUUGAGGCUAAAGACUACAUUCCUGGAGCUGAGGUCCUGGAGGUGGAGGAGGAAAACAAAGAGGAAGAGGGAGAUGAAGAUGGUUGGGAGAGUGCUAGCAUCAGUGAUGAGGACGAGGACGGAGAGUGGGUUGAUGUUCACCACUCAUCUGAUGAAGACGCAGGCGAAGUGGCUGAGAAACUCCAGAGUAUACCAGCUGAAGAGAGAAAAGCGAAGGCAGCGGCGGUCAGUGGCAGCCGGCUCCUCACUCAGGACGACUUCAAGAAAAUCCGUCUCGCCCAAAUGUCAAAAGAGGUCAAUGCUGCUCCAGGGAAAGGUCAGAAGAGGAAAAUGGCAGACAGUGACGAUGAAGAGGACAAAGGGGAGCUGCUGACACUGAGACACAUCGAGAAACUGCACAAAAAGCCAAAAUCAGACAAAGAAACCCGACUUGCAACAGCCAUGGCCGGACGAACGGAUCGAAAGGAAUUUAUGAAGAAGCGGACCAAGCUGAACCCGCAUGCCAGCACCAGCAACAAGGAAAAGAGGAGGAAGAAGAACUUCAUGAUGAUGAGACACAGUCAGAAUGUCAGAACAAAAGGCAAACGCUCCUUCAGAGAGAAGCAGCUUGCACUCCAGGCCGCCCUCCUGAAGAAGAAGAAGCAGUACAAGUAGGACAAGCAUGAGACACUCAUCACAGAAAUGUGACUGGGUCAAAUAAUAUUGCACAUCCUUUAAAUGGCAUGUAAACUUACUGUCUUCACGUAUUUUUGUGUGCAAAUGUAUAUUAACAUACACUCUUUUGAAAUAAAUAAUCAUUACUAUUU
Molecule: messenger RNA, 2311 nt
Organism: Poeciliopsis prolifica (blackstripe livebearer)
Lineage: Eukaryota; Metazoa; Chordata; Actinopteri; Cyprinodontiformes; Poeciliidae
Gene: sdad1
Product: SDA1 domain containing 1
Exons: 22
Coding region: 99-2159 (686 amino acids)
Biological process (GO): ribosomal large subunit biogenesis; ribosomal large subunit export from nucleus
Cellular component (GO): nucleolus
Source: RefSeq, a predicted model, not a curated record